CAGCUGUGUGUUGUGAAUUGAACCGGUUGGGCCGUUGCCAUGGAAGCAGCUGGGUCUUGUUUGUCUUUGGUUUCCUUAACGAGUGCGAAAACUAGAAGCAGAGUGAAUUGUUCGACAACAAAAGCAACGGUUGGAUUUCCUGUGAGAAAAAGUUGCAAUUUUUGGGUUCAGAAUGAAAGAAGAAGAUCAACAACAAGGGUGGGUGCUGUGAAUGAUGUAACAACAGUACUUGACUCGGCUCCAGUGGAAGUCACGUGGCAAAUUGUGGUUGGAACUAUAGCUGGGGUUACACCUUUUGUGGUGGCAGGGAUUGAAUUUAGCAAAAGAAUUAUAGCUCAAAGAAGAUGUGAGUUCUGUGGAGGAUCAGGGCUUGUUCUUAGGGAAAAGGACUAUUGCCGUUGCCCAGGAUGUGGUGGAUUUCUUCCUUGGCAGUCUUGGAAAAGAUUCUUUUCUGGUUAAUGUCUUAUACAGCUUUGCACAACCAUACUCAAACAGUGACAACUGUAUUUUAGCUCAGAUUCUAUGUUUGUGGGAACAAUCUCUAUCAUACACCUAUGUAAAAACAACAUAAUAAAGCUAUUUGCAAUGGUUACCACUACAGACUUUAUUGGGAAGAUCAAGAAAUGGUAUUUGCUACCUUACUGAUAUACUCUAGGAAAAUUCUCUGUGCACCAAUGAUGAAAAAUAAAAGUGAGGAGUUUCUUCUGUGCUCAGAUCAAGAUGCUACACAUGUUUCAGCAUGGUUGAGAUCUAUAAUUCAGCUAUGGUUGAUCUUGCAAAAGUGUAGCUUGAUACCAAUAUUUGACAUUUUGUUUUUUAAAAAAAAAAAGUGGUAGAAGCUUGGUUUAUCCCUUGCUCUCUUCUUAAACGCUUGGAAUUCUAGCUGUUUAUUCAUUGUUGGUUGUUUCUGUGUCUAGGAUUCUGAUUGAAUUGACUCCAAUUUUAAGUAGCCUUCACACUCAAAAUGAGAGUC
Molecule: messenger RNA, 973 nt
Organism: Gastrolobium bilobum
Lineage: Eukaryota; Viridiplantae; Streptophyta; Magnoliopsida; Fabales; Fabaceae
Exons: 4
Coding region: 40-459 (139 amino acids)
Source: RefSeq, a predicted model, not a curated record